Molecule: messenger RNA, 791 nt
Organism: Pocillopora damicornis (cauliflower coral)
Lineage: Eukaryota; Metazoa; Cnidaria; Anthozoa; Scleractinia; Pocilloporidae
Product: glutathione S-transferase 1
Biological process (GO): glutathione metabolic process
Molecular function (GO): glutathione transferase activity
Source: RefSeq, a predicted model, not a curated record
UGCGUGACGUCCAUCGGCAACAUAUAAACACUGCGCUAGCGCUCCGAAGAAUCAUCUACAAGAAACAAUGUCAGGCUACAAACUUUACUACUUUGAUUUCCGAGGUCGGGCUGAGAUCGUUCGGCUUUCCUUCGUUGCUGCAAAUAUGGAAUACGAAGACAUCCGAUUUACCAGAGAAGAAUGGGUCAAGGAGAAAGAAUCUGGCAGACCCCCUCUUGGUCAAGCACCAUUUCUCGUGACCCCAGAUGGAAAAGUGCUCGGACAGUCUCAAGCAAUCACGAAGUAUGUUUGCAGAAUAGGAGGUGAGUAAUCACUAUUGAAAUGAAUAUUUUUUCUUUAUGAAGCAGCUACAGUAAUGUUACCAUCAAUUACCAUCACUAUACCACAGGAAAAAUUUCAAUUUUUCUGUGCUUGACUAAUGAACAAUUCAAUAACUUAAUCUCACCUUGUAACCAAAACCAACAGUACCUUCUUUAACCUCUUCAAUGGCUUCAUGAAGAACCUUGGAACAUUAUGGUUUGUCUCAGGAAAUAUCCAAGGCAGGUGGUGCUGUAUGAGAAAGUGCUGAAAAUUCAGGAAUAAAAGCUUGGGUGGAGAGGCUCCCCAUGACUGACUUCUAAGCAAUUUAUCUGUGAUUGUGGAAGCAGAAUGCUUGAUUCUCAAACAUUACCUAAUAAAAGAAACUGCUGAAAAAGUUUCUAUAAUUAUUCAAAAUUUUCUCCUAGCUUUGUGGGUGACAUGGUGGUGUUUUAUUUGGUACACAUGAUCCAGGAUUAAAAAUUACCUGAUGG